Molecule: messenger RNA, 989 nt
Organism: Hymenoscyphus albidus
Lineage: Eukaryota; Fungi; Ascomycota; Leotiomycetes; Helotiales; Helotiaceae
Source: the annotation of a GenBank genome assembly
UCCACAAUCGCACAGCAGCAGGUUGACCCAGAUCUCUUCCGUGUCCUUUUCUUCAUCAACCCAUCGAGUUGAAGUGCAACAGUCGCGUCCAUUCCUUAUUUACCUGUAAUUUUUUCCGAGGGGCUGUUCAGGCGUUGCUAAAAACAACGCUUCCAACCACAGUCUAGACGCGCGCGACAAUCCACCCCUCUACCAAACGAUAAGAAAGAUUGCGCAGACCACCUGCGCAUUUUUCUGAGCCGGCACCAUGGAUCCAACCAAAGCGUCAAUCUUCAAGACUUAUGACAAACCACGAGGUCAAGGGGGCUCUGGCUCCUUUGCGACGUAUAUGAUCAUUGCCCGUAAGUACCAAGAAAAAACUAUGCGACUUUGCAGAAACCCAAUAUCUAACCACCAUCAUAGCGGUUUGUUUUUUCCUCGGCAUGCUCUUCUCGUCAUUCCCAUACGACUACCCACUUCUUUGGACCUCCGAAGAGACACCACUUGCCUACUACGAUCAAUUGGAAACCCAUCUGAAAUUCAUUCAUGCCUCUCCUCCCAUCAUUCCUCGAAUCCUCCACAUUGCGAUCUCCAUCGGUUUCAUCGGAUUCUUUACCAAGCUCUUCAAGCCUUCCGAGGCCAAUCUUCUCUUCGAUGGCGCAUCUUUGGUUCUCUACGUGAUUGGAGUUGUGGUUUAUAUUACCAACAUAGUCAAGGGUCUGCGAAUCGUUACAGCCGGAGUCUAUGGGGUCGCAGAGGGAACCACCGAAGUCGCUCUUGGGAGAGAAGAUAGUCUGAGAGUUAUGGCUGCCAGUAAUACGAUUUUGGCACUGGUGUUGGUUGGUGUGCUUGUGUUGCAAGCUGGACAAUGGUAUGCGGAAAGGAAAGAGCAGGAUGAGGUGGAGAAGUUUGAGAAGGAGGAGGCUGAAAAGACUCCUAAGAGCGCAAAGGUUUCCGGGCAUGCGACGCGAUCGGCAUCAAAAAAGAAGCAGUGAGGGGAAUCAGCUGGG